Molecule: messenger RNA, 3266 nt
Organism: Epinephelus fuscoguttatus (brown-marbled grouper)
Lineage: Eukaryota; Metazoa; Chordata; Actinopteri; Perciformes; Serranidae
Gene: phax
Product: phosphorylated adaptor for RNA export
Exons: 2
Coding region: 1593-2804 (403 amino acids)
Biological process (GO): snRNA export from nucleus
Cellular component (GO): nucleus
Source: RefSeq, a predicted model, not a curated record
GCAAAGAAGAAACAUAAAAUAAAGGUGGAUGAAAAAAAAUCUAAGUGGGUAUAUUUACAUUUAAUCGAUGGGUAGUGGAUGUAAACUUUGCUCAUUUAACUAAUUGUAUUCUCAUUUACUACUUUUAUCCUCACUUUUACUUUACAGUUAAUUUCUAAAUUAGUUGAUAUUUAAAUCUAAAAAGCAACUGUGCAGUAAAAUGUUCCACAUUUCUAUAAUGUAUUGAUUAAAUUCAUAAUCAGUCUUAGGGACUGUUCCUUACUUCAAAUGUGGGAUGUGAAACGGGAGUCAUAUAAAAAAAAAUUUAAGCACUGAGGACGGACUUGUGGUGUUUUUUUUGUUUGUUUGUUUGUUUUUUAAUUCUGGGAGAUACAACUUUAAGUGGUUGUAUUUUGUAUUCAUUCUAAAUACAUUUUGAACCCCAAAAACCCACCGGUGGGUUUGAAAGGAUUUUUUUUUUUUUUUUUUUUUAAAUGUCACCAUGAUUACACCAGCCAGAAACUGUAAAAAUACAAAAUUCUCGUCAGAUUUUCAAAUUUUCGAUGGUCCUUUAACAGAUCAUGUGGGAUGAAUGCUUUCAUGAGGAAACAUAACCAUACCUACAGUAAGUUUAAAUAUUGAUAUUUCAUCAAAAUCCCUUUAUUCCACAUACCUGCUAACUGUUUGCACUAACCACAUCCAGUAAGAAACAUUAGAUGCUGUGCUCGUGCAUGCAUGGCAAUAGUGGAAAAAACAUAUAUAUGUGUCUCCAGAAUACAUAUACUCCAGAAUUUUGUUUUCAGCAUUUGUAUUUUAAAAACAUUAAAUCAAUUCAAACAUCAAAGGGUAAAUUUUUUAAAAAUCUCAGAGCAGCCACCAUGCUAAGUUACUGAUGUUACUCCAGCCACUGCUGCCACCCUUGUUUAUUUGCGGUUUAUUUGGGAAAACAAUUAUAUUGCUAAUGCCAGCUACAUACUCUAAGAGAAUUUGCAUUUUGCUUUAGCAACGACCUGUUUGUUUUAAUGAUAUCUGUCGCUCCCUCCAUACUGUUUGCUUGUUGCAUUGGCUCCAAUAUCUACUUUUGACAUGAAUAUAAAAAAUAUAAGUUUUUUUUUUAUGGUGGAGGCAAGGUCAAGCAUUUUCCACCGGUCAUUAGGGAGGCUCAAGGAAAAAUAUUUGUUGCUCUGGGGAGGGUCAAGAUAGAAAACAAUAACAAAGUCACACCACAGCCACACCCUCCUCUUGUUACCUACUAAAAGUCCCUUACAUGUACUUGAAUAUGUAUUUGCAACUUUUUUUGAUGAUAUUAAAUAUACUUUCGUUUGUAUGCUUUGUUGGUGUUUAUGCAUGCUCAGUAUUAUUACGUGAACAAAGUCUUUAUUUCUAAGUCAACAUUCACGUUUAUUCUGAAAGGGUCUGACAAUGGGACGGCGGAAGUGUGGCUUUAGCCUAGCGCGAAUUUUCUUCUAUUUUCUUCAGAGAUCUCAAGUUUAACUAUUGAUUGAUAGCCUACUCAUUUUAGUUCACAGUGAGUGGAAGAGCCAAAUAAAGCAAAGAUACAUUUCAUGCAGAGCAGAGAGUCAGCUGCCGUGUCAGAUAUUUGAAGGCAAGAAAUGGCGCAUGACGGAGAUCUAAUGGACGGUGAUCUGGAAGAUGGAGAGAUCUCCGGGUCUAACUCGGAUACUGAAAUGGGAACCGCCGCCGCAGCACCAGCUCGACCCCAGGUUCCUCCAGCGUUUAGCGGCCAGUCCUUCCAGAACAGAGCCGCUGCCCAGCAUCCAGCCACCGCCUACCGCAGCACCAGUAGGACGGUGGAGUCCAGUGACAGUGACCUGGACUCUUCGGACGAGGAGGCGGCUGUUUGGCGCCGGAAACGCCAGAAAGUAUCCAGUGCUCCCCAGCCGCCUGCCUGUACCGCCCGGCCAGAGCCGACCCGCAUGCCCGUCCCCGGCGCCCUGGGAGGCCGCAAAGUGAACAACAUUUGGGGCUCUGUGGUCCAGGAGCAGUGUCAGGAUGCCGUAGCUGCAGAGCUGGGCAUAUUCGGUAUGGAAGGUGAAGUUAGCAUGUCCAGCAGAAAUGUGGAGACUUAUAACUUUGUCCUGGCCCGUAAGAUGAUGGAGAAGGAGAGGGAGAUGGAGAAAGAGUCGAAUGAAGGAGAGGUGAGCAUGCUGGACGCCCAGCUGGAGGAGUACAUGAGGGGGAGGGGAGGAGGUGAUGCAAAGAGGAAGAGGCCAGCUAAAGAGAGACUAGGCCCCAGGGCUGAGAUGGACAUUAAGGGUCGGUAUGAGAUCACAGAGGACGACCCUGAGGAUAAGGUGACGGAUGAAAUCGCACACAGGCUGCAAGAGCCUAAAAAAGACCUGAUAGAGCGCGUUGUUAAUGUCAUUGGUAAGAAAAAAGCCAUAGAGCUGCUCGGAGAGACUGCAACACUGGAGGAAAGUGGUGGUGUGUACACCAUGGACGGCAGCAGGCGACGGACACCUGGUGGGGUGUAUCUCAACCUGCUGAAGAACACACCCAGCAUCAGUAAGUCCCAGAUCAAGAAGAUAUUCAUUGAGGAACAUCAGAAGGAGUGCAAGAAUAAGAAGGCCGCCCAGAAGAGGAGGCGGCACAUGGUGGCCAAGAAGAUGAAGCAGGCCAUCGGCACGCUGAACCUGCAGGAGCACGAUGAUGUCUCCAGAGAGACUUUCGCCAGUGAUACCAAUGAGGCCUUGGAGUCAUUGGAGGAGGCUGCAGAACAGGAAGAGGAGGGUCAGGAGGAAGCUGCUGUGGGCACUGAGGAGACACCAGUGGUCUACAAUGCUGUAGACCUGGAGGUCUUCUAAGGGUUGUCUGAACUCUGGGAGAUUUAAACAGGGACAUUUAAGAUUAAAGUCAAACGCAACACUGAAAGCACUGUACAAGCACUGUCUCUGCUGAGUACAGAAUCUCACCUGAGUGUCCUUUUUUUUUUUUUUUACCUUAGUAAUAAAAGGAGAGAUUUUGUUAACAGAAAUAUGGGUUUUGUUUGGUACAGCGUGUAUUUGUAAACACAAUUAAACCUUCUGCAAGUUAGUGUGAUUUGUGAUAAAAAUGUUGUUUUCCUUUAAAUCAAAUUCUUGAUGAUCAAAAACUCACCUAAGUUGUUGAGAUGUAUUGGAGUAAGUGAAGCACUCUUGUUGAUUUUGAAAUAUAGUAACUUUCUUUGUUGUAAUUUCCAUCUGGAAAUAAUGAGGUCUUGAUAUAUUAAAUUAAUUUCUGUGAUUGUGGAAUAUAAAUAAAGGUGACUCGGGUAAAAUUACUUCAAA